Marchantia polymorpha subsp. ruderalis is the source of this 2566-nucleotide messenger RNA. Lineage: Eukaryota; Viridiplantae; Streptophyta; Marchantiopsida; Marchantiales; Marchantiaceae. The record is from the annotation of a GenBank genome assembly.
CCCCUCAGCAAUCCACUUUACGUGAGCAUCGACAGCAAGAUGCUUAUCAAAAUUUUUGGCUGGAUGGCUGGAUCCCAAAGAAGUAUCUUCGGGAUCCUUGCCGUUGACUAGAAUGUACAGAACCUUUACAAUGCACUGAGUGAGUUCAUCUUUGCAUGCGAGGUUCUUCUUUCCGUUUCCGGUUUGUUUCCGUUGGUUCAUCUUCAACUUCGCGUACCGUUGAAACCACGGUACGAAGGGGACCAACUGCGGCCUCAUGCCGCUCGAAAAUGGUCGUUCGUUGGCCAUGGCUGCAGAGGAUCGCUCGGUCCGACUGCCAUGCUGGAAAGCGAAAGUGCUGGAAAGUGUACACGUACGCCGGAAAGCCGGAAAGCAGAACCGCACUCCUUUCCUUUCAGCGUGCGGAAAACUCGGUUCAGAUUUUACGGAACGCACUUCUCUCCGCACCGCGUGCGUGGAGACAGGCCGACGAAUCGACCACAUCCGGCCCCUCACGACGCUUCUAUGACUCCCGUCACAAACGGACAGUUUCGGACGUGCUGCUGGCGUGGUUGGCACGAUCCGCAGUUUUUGUUGCCCGGGUCCGCACGCAGCAUGAGAGGCAGCCUGCGUCCUACCACGUUACGAGGUUGGUCGACUCUUCAGCUGAACCACUUCAUGUAACAUGGUAGUGUUGUGUCUGCAGAGGAUGGGCUUGAACCACCUUCACAGGCGUUUGUCAUGUCCAGAAUCCGCUGUCCAGGAUCCUGAUCCAACAUGAAAUCGUGCGGCAGAAAUCCACGACAAAUGUCCGCAACUUUUCGGUAGAAAUUCUAUGCUGUGCUUUGAGGAAAAAUUUGAAGCUAAGAAGACAUAGUCGGUUGAAGCUGUGGCCAUAAUUCUUGACACGGCACUGUCAAGUGUUCUUGUAAGAACUUAAGAGCUUUGGAGAAUCGAAACCACGACACACGUUAGACCCACGCGAAGCACAACGGAAUCGGCAUACUGCUUCUCGACGGUGAAUGGUUCCGGGGUCUAGCCUCGACAGACUUCUGUAUGACUUCCCAACGGGCUAAAGCCCAAUUCUCCUCCUCACAAUAAUGCAUUUUAUUACAGAACUGCACAGAAGUGUGGGUUCUGCACCAAUACCUGACGUCUCACAACGAGAUCAUGUCCAAUAUCGACUUGUGAGCAGCGAUUUAACCCAACAUUUACUGGUGGAUUUGAUCAAGCCGAAGCUGGAGUAUGUCGAUCUCACACUUAUGAGAGCAAUCUGCUUGAAUGGAAGAAGCAAGAGUGAACACACUUGGAGCCAGUAGUAACAAGAAGCGGCCAUCCGUAGCUCGGCCAAUGCUCGAGGUUUCUAGCGUCAGUUUGUCAAAGAACGACCUGAAGUUAUGGGUUCAGUGCAGAGGUUGAGAUUUAUAGUGAGAGGCAAGAAGAGAUACAUAAUGCCGAGGCAGGAAAGACCAUCCAGUGGCAUCGUUCUUAUGAGGCGAACGAUUAGUGCAUUGGUAAAAUCAGUCCUCCAUCAGGCCUCCUGAGAAAACAGUAUGUAGAGUAGCCAUUGCGUUGCUUACUCGUGAAUCUGGAUUCCCCUCGUUCAGAGACUGGAGAGGCACCAGCUAACAAGUGCUGACAAGUAGUGUAUGCACAGAAGCCGAUAGAACAUACCCAUAGCUCAACAUGUAUCUCCUUCCAUGGCAUCCACUCACGGCACUCGAGCAUGCUAGCUGCCUCGAGCUCCAGACGCAAAACAGGGGAGGGUGAAGAAGAAUUACAAACUUCGUGGUUCGUGCAGCUCGAAUAAACUAUUCGUGCUGGAAUAGUUUCUCUCUCACCUCCAAGAGAAGAAAACGUGGCACGUGCAUACUCCACCAGCUCGUAAGCUGCUGCUGCUGGUCUCUGAAGGCGACCCGGGACCCGCACCAGGUGGGUAUUCUAAAAAUAGAAACGUACAUCGUACUCGGAACGGAGAGGACAUGAUAGCAAUUGAAAGUAGCGGGUUUGAGUUCAGCUCAUCAUAAUUACGGAGUCUCAUUUACUGUACUGUGGUGCCAGAUGAAGGGUUCCAGGUUCUAAAGCUGAAAGUUGGUCUACUCUCGGACUCACCGUAGACGAGGAGCCCUCCAUUAUUGGUACCAUGCGUUUGAUCGGCUCGAAGUUUUGGAGGAUGCACUUGAGUGUGAGGACGCCAUGUGUGUUAAUGGGUUGACCUCGAAGCUUGUCAUAUUUUGUGAUGAUAUUAUCAUCCGGAUUACAGUACUUGAAUGGGUGAAAUUUGAUUCUCCGACGACUUGCAUUUCCGCAUUUAACCCAAAAUUUUACCCAUAAAUGUUAUCGUAAAAAUCAUUUUGGGUUUCACAUAUAGAGCCUCUGAAUUCUUUCAAAUUAAGUACGAGGUACUGCUUCCGUUUACUCGUUUCAAAGUAUAUUCAGUGUUCCAGAGUAUUUAAUUAGCCCUUAAUUAGCACUCGUUUGGCCAUCGGUAUAGUAAAUUUUGAGAGAGAAUUUUGUAAUUUAUGCGUAUUUUGAAAAUUUUCAGAUAGUUCUCGAUACCUUUUGCUGUCCCAGUGCCUGAAAAAUC